CAAUAGAACUUUUGUUCUUCAGAAUGUGUUCAUUUGAACUCAGAGAGGCUCGAUUCUUCGGAAUUGAGAGAGGUUUAUCCUCAAUUAUCCCCCCAAUCUUGUCAUUGUACUUAGGUACAUGACAAUUGGUAUCUAGAGUCCUUUCGAUUAUGCCGAUUUUUUCAAUGGAGGUUGCAGAUUUGGACGAGUUUUAUCCAGCGGAAUUGACAGAAAUGGAAUUGUUAUCUCAGAAGAUUUAUAGUUUGGGAAGAUUUCAAGCUGCAAUAUCAGAGAAGCUGGAGGGUGAAUUUAUUCGACCUCCUAAGCAGGUAACUGCAUGGAUAAACUUUUUCUCAACAGAAAUAAAGAAUAUCUUGGCGAUGGAGCGUAGGCUUUGUGAUGAGAAUUCAGAAGAAAGUCUUGGAUUACUCCAAUCAGUGGUUCAACAAUUGAAGACGAUGAAGAGAUACAUCACUGACCACAUGGAACCAACUUCUGUGUAUUCAGAUUUGGUAAGUGAUUCAACUCAAAAAUCCUCAAUUUCAUUAGCUGAAGAAGAAGAAGAAUCUUUAGAUUGCAAGUUGAUUCCGCCUUUUAUCUUUGAAAAAAAUGAGAAUUCAACAGUUCUAGACUCACAUGAACAAAUUUUUUUCCCUAAUUGGAAUAUUUUGAUGGAUACUUUUCAAAUCAAAAAAAUUCCUGGUAAAGUCUAUAAACCACUAAUUGGUCACACAUGGUCCAAUUGUAUCAAAGUUAGUGGACUUUUUGAGAUGGAAAUUCAAAUUAUACUCUACAGACCUAUGGAAUGUGUGUUACUCGCAAAUAGUUUAUGAAGGAAACCUUGAAUUAUUUUUUGUUUGGACUCAACAUCUUUAAGGAUACUCAACAUUUUAAUUCUUAUUACAGUCGAUUGGCAGAAUCAUUUUAUCAUCUCAAGAGGGAUUGUAUAGGAGUGGAAUUAUAUGAAGGAAGGCUGGAAAUCAAAGUUUUACAUACUGGUAUUAUUAAAUUUCACAUUGUACCGAAUUUUCUGUACCAAGGGUGGUUGAAAUGCAAGCUCAGGAGAAUAAUAUGUGUUGUACAGAUUCAGAAUUGUGAUAAUACGAAUUGCAAAGUGAGAGAACCAGGGGUAGUACAAGAGGACCUAACAACAACCUUCCAGAGGAUGAAACCAGUAGUUUGCACUGUUAAAUCAGUUCACUUAAUGUCUGUGGAACUUGAUUUCAGACAAUCGAAGGCACAUGUUGAUAAGAAAAAAGGAGUAUAAGUGAUACACGAAGAAGAGGACGAACCUACAACCUUCAUUGUUUUAGUUAGCAAGGAAGGGGCGGAAAUAAAGAAUAUAAUGUUACAGGCUCAUGUAGUUCCUUACAAAGACGAAGACAGAGAGCAUUGCAUUUCGCAAAGAGAUGGUCAGUUUAUUUCUGGGCUAAGAGCUGAAGUACUUAGAGGUCUCAUUCUCACGGGGAAAGUCUUUAGAUCUGAGGAUAAAUGUUUACUCAUGGUAAGUCAAAUUCUUAAAAUGUUGUUGUGGGUAGGGUACUUGAGGUGGAAGUUCAGAUUGGUUCCACCUGGUUCAUGGAAUAUGAGAAGUGUUAGUCUGGCAGUUAAUUUCUCAAUUUUUCUAAAUGUUUACUCAUAGAGUACUCGAUCAAAGGACGCAUACACUAUUUGUGAUGAUAAAAGAGGGUGGACUUGGGGCAGUCAGAGUAGUUCCAUAUUUGAAGUCCUUAGAUCCUGUUGCAGUGGUACCAUAGCCAUGAUUAUUGUUGGUAGUGAUACUUCCAUCAGUGUUUACCAAGAUGUGAAAUGUGAAGAUAGUGGGCAUAUUUACUUAGUAAAAACCAACUCAAGAGAGUUAAAAUAUCUGUUUAAUGUAGAGAUGGGAACUCAGGCCAUGGGUGAUACAAGCAGUUGUGCAGAUAAUAGAUUCGCCUGUCUUUUGGAAAAUGACACAAGAAUGUCAUGUUCAAUGGUUCUGAUAAUUAUUCAUUGGCGACAGUUGGUUAUUGGGCCUGGUUUCCAAUAUGUAAGAAUCUCUCAAGUUUAUUCAUUAGGGUUACUUCUGCAUUAGCAUUGCCAGUUUGAGGGACUAAUUCGGCUACAGUCCACAAUCAUUGCUUGUUACUUCUGCAUUCCUUCUAAAGGUGUCGCAAGCGAUGAACAUCUAUUACUCGAGCCAAUUUCCGUGAUUCUCAUCCUUGAGGACAAGGAUGUUUUCAAGGGGAGUGGAAUGUCAUGUCCCUGGGGUACCCCAUAUCGUAAUUGUGUUUGUCUUUAGUAGUUUAGUAGUUAACUGUAAUGGUGGGUUGUGAUUGUACCACCUGGUGGCUAUCUAUCCAUGGAAUCAAGGGUAGUAUUUAAGAUGGUUUAUAUACUCCUGUGUCUAUAAUGGAAGGGAAUCGAAUAUUAAGAAAUCAUUAGAACUUUUGUUCUUUAGGCUGUGUUCAUUUGAACACAGAGAGGAUCGAUUUUUCGGAAUUGAGAGAGGUUUAUCCUCAAUUAUCACCCCAAUCUUGUCAUUGUACUUAGGUACAUGACAAUUGGUAUCUAGAGCCGUUUCGGUUCUGCCGAUUUUUUCAAUGCAGGUUGCAGAUUUGGACGAGUUUUAUCCAGCGGAAUUGACAGAAAUGGAAUUGUUAUCUCAGAAUAUUUAUAAUUUGGGAAGAUUUCAAGCUGCAGUAUCAGAGAAGUUGGAGGGUGAAUUUAUUCGACCUCCUAAGCAGGUAACUGCAUGGAUGAACUUCUUCUCAACAGAAAUAAAGGAUAUCUUGGCGAUGGAGCGUAGGCUUUGUGAUGAGAAUUCAGAAGAAAGUCUUGCAUUACUCCAAUCAGUGGUUCAACAAUUGAAGACGAUGAAGAGAUACAUCGCUGACCACAUGGAACCAACUCCUGUUGAUUCAGAUUUGGUAAGUGAUUCAACUCAGAAAUCCUCAAUUUCAUCAGCUGAAGAAGAAGAAGAAGAAGAAGCUCUCGAUUGCAAGUUGAUUCCGCCUUUUAUCUUUGAAGAAAAUGAGAAACAGUUCUAGACUCACAUGAACGAUUUGUUUCCCUAACUGGAAUAUUUUGAUGGAUACUUUUCAAAUCAAAAAAUUUCUUGGUAAAGUCUAUAAA
This is a messenger RNA of Papaver somniferum (opium poppy), 3093 nucleotides long. RefSeq lists its product as uncharacterized. The record is from RefSeq and is a predicted model, not a curated record. Bases 150 to 812 code for a protein of 220 amino acids. Lineage: Eukaryota; Viridiplantae; Streptophyta; Magnoliopsida; Ranunculales; Papaveraceae. The transcript has 2 exons.